AUGUUUGGGUUGAAGCAUGCCAGAGGAGCCUCCGAGAGUGAUAACGAAGAUGAUGAUGAUAUGGAUGACGGUGUUGAUGAAACAGUGAAUGUCAGAAAUCCUGUGAGCAGGAUGAUUGACUUCGACAAGAUGAAACCUGGCAGUAAAAAAAACUAUGGCUGUAUGGUGUUGCGGGAAAUAAGUAAACCAUCGUCCAACUGCGCCAGCACGUCAGCGGCAUUCUCACCAUACUCCAACGCGAGCAUUAAUGCUCUGCUUCCAUUUCCCGUUGCAUUCGUCUUCGCCAUUGCAAUCCCAGUCACGGUAUCCCGCAACCAGGAGGUGGGUAAGAGUCUGACACCAAAAUUGGUCACAGCAAGGGAUCCGCGCGCUCUCAACCCAGGUCAAGUGGUAUAA
Molecule: messenger RNA, 396 nt
Organism: Suillus plorans
Lineage: Eukaryota; Fungi; Basidiomycota; Agaricomycetes; Boletales; Suillaceae
Exons: 4
Coding region: 1-396 (131 amino acids)
Source: RefSeq, a predicted model, not a curated record